This is a messenger RNA of Gongylonema pulchrum, 576 nucleotides long. The record is from the annotation of a GenBank genome assembly. Lineage: Eukaryota; Metazoa; Nematoda; Chromadorea; Rhabditida; Gongylonematidae.
AUGUCGGCGCAUUCUGCUCGUCGGUCGACAUUGGACCAUUUCGUUCGAGCUGCCGAACAAGACGAUCUUCUGCUGUACAUCACGGCUGCCGUUGGCGUGUUCAUGCCUGGUUGCGUCUACAUGUGCUACCAGUACGCUCACAAAAUGUACAUGCGGUACGCCCAGAGGUGUGAGGCGCUGAAAAGGGAGAACGAGUUGGAGCGUUCCGCCGUUACAGUGUUUUAUGCAGAGGGAAGAAAACGUACCGAAGAAUUGGCACAUCAGGUUGCUGCUGUUCUGGAUUGUGAACAGCCACUCGUUGUAAAUUUGGCAGAUAUUGAUGCAGCAUCAUUCACUGAGUAUAAGGGCAUUGGCCUUUUUUUAAUUGAUUGUGCUCCGAAUGGGCGUAAAGCGGAGUCUGUGGAAUGGUUUUUCGAUUUCCUAGAAGACCUGGCAUUUGAUAAGAAAUCAAGCAGUUUACCGUGUAGCGAAAUGCACUUUGCUGUCCUCGGUAUUGGCUACUCGUACAACACAAAUGAGCGAUGCAGUAGGGUAUGUCAUACUAUUUCAAAUAUUAUUUUAAUAAGUUAUCGUUAG